GGGAAUUGUAGUUCAAGUCAUGGCGUGUCUCUGCGCAUUCAGCAGAAGCUGUGGAGAUCCCUCCUGUAAUUCAUAUCGACUACCAUCCCAGCACGCGCAGCUGAUGGACACAUAUGGCGGAGAGCUAUGACUGAGGAUUUUGAUGAAGAAAUUGUUUUCGAGAACUCUCCGCUGUUCCAGUACUUGCAGGAUCUAGGACACACAGAUUUUGAGGCAUGUUCUCCCGUUUCUCAGGAGGAGGAGCCAAGCGCUGGUGGAGAGGAGGCACAGUUUCCUCAGGAUAUCCUCCCUUCUCACAGAAAGGGUGGUGUUUGGAGGCUGGUUGAUGCUCUGGGCAGUCUGAAUCCUCUGCGUCGAAACAGCGCCACCCACUGGCAGGAGCAGCAGCUGGAUGCUGCUUUCCGCCAGUAUUCCCUGCACUGUCUGUUAUCUCAGGAUGUGCUGUUGCAGGAGGAUGUUGAGCUGAUCGAGCUCUUAGAUCCGAGCGUGCUUUCUCUGGGCUCCACUGAUACCGUCUGCCCCAGUGCCAGCACUUCUGUGCCAGCGCCACGCUACCUCUCGCCUCCCUCUAUACGGGAUGUGUCAGUUUUGGUCGGGCUGCUAGCUGUGUUGCUCGGCGUGUGUUUUUCGUACCCUGACCACGAGCGGGCUCUGUGGCUGUGCGUUGUCCUGGUGUGUGUUACGUGUGUGUGUCGUGGUCUGUCUCUGUGGCGUAAGGCCGUUCUACAGCGGCGCGUUCAGUCUCUGGCCGUCCAGCUGGAGGGUUUGGUGAACAACAGCCGAGCGCUGACCAGUCUCUCUCGCAAGUCACUGCGACUCAUACAGGAGACCGAAGUCAUCUCACGAGGUUUCACCCUUUUACUCGACAGGGUGAGUGGCGCCUGUCCCUUUAACAGGGCGGGGCUGCUUCGCAGCCAGCAGCUGAUUGGUCUACGGAAGGCGGCCUAUCAGAGUCUUCGUUGCGCAUUCCGAGCCUCUCGCAUCGCCACAUGCAUCAUGCUCAAGUCAUUUCCGCUGAACUCAGAGAUUGACAAUGUCACCAACUACGUGUCCACCGUGCCAAUCAGAGAGCUUGGUCUCGGUCUAGGGGUGGAGCAUCUUUCUGACGAUCAGGCACAAGAACUGACCAACGAUUACAGUCUGCCUGCACUCAAGAUGUUGUUCCAGUUGUGGGUCGGGCAGAGCUCAGAGUUUUUCCGGCGGUUAGCUCUCUUAUUGUCUCCAGGGAGGGAGGAGCUAGACUCCAGGCUGAGCCCCCUCAUGUACAGCAGCGUCCCGUUGAUAACUGACUCUCUCCAUCGCACGCUGACUGCUUGCCUCAAAGACCUUCGGCGCAGCUUUGAUUUCCAUCGUUACUUUGAAACACAGCACCAGUCACUGCCCUCAGAAAGAAAUGGACGUGCUCAGCAGAAAUGUAGAGAGCUCAAUGCUCUGCACACGUCUGUCCGCAGUUUACAACUUCACCUGAAAACACUCUUAAAUGAGGUCAUAAUUCUUGAGGAUGAUCUGGAAAAGUUAAUGGUUGCUAAGGAGACGGAGGAGAUGACGUGUGCUGGCUAUCAGGAGCUGAAGGAGCGUCUGCAGCUGCUGCAGCCUCACAUGCAGGCCAGCACCUGCUGCUGGGACGACACACUCGCGCAGGUCGACCGCAUGCUACGCAGAGUGUCCAGCUGCCCAGAGAGUUCAGAUCAGCCAGAGGAAACAGCUGUCCCAGAUCCCCCUCCUCCUGCCCCCUUCAAACACAUACAGGACAGAGACCCCGUCCCAGAGGAGCAGGAGCUGGAGGCAUACGUCUCGGACUCGGACUCUGAGACGGAGUGGAGGGGGGUCACGGACAUGCUGUCGCCAUGGGAACAGGAGCGCCAGCGGCGGGAACGUGAGGAGUCCAGACGUGUUUUACUCGAGCUGAAGUCUGUCCUGGGCAUCCGGACGUCAGAUGGAGAGAGAGACAAGCGCAAGCUUCUGCUGUUCAGUGAUCAGGCCGCCCUGGCUCCAUUUGCUAAGGACACAUCAGAAACGGACACGAACUCUUUAGAACCGCAUAUUACAGCAGAGUCCGUGCCUACGACGGAAAACCAUGUCUCCCAACCAGGAGAGGAGAAUGAAUGUGAACCGCAGACAGAGAUCCUGAGUGAGGCAGAAGGAGAGAGAGAUUCUGUGACUGAGUUUUGCUGUGGAGACUCUGAUGUAACUGGGGCAGCUAAAGAUACCAGAGAUGAGACUGCGGAGGAAACACAGCUCUUCCAGUCAGACGGGCUUAUUGAAGAGGGGCAUGAUGGGACACACCCGCUCACACCCAGAGUGCCCAUCCUCUCUGUGAUCGACAGAUUGACAGAACUGCAUGGCUCUGAAGCGAUCAGUUUCAGCUCUGCCCUUGCUGCCCAGGUAGCAGCGCGCUCGCAUACGUUCACACACAUGCAGGAAUGCACCUAUGAGGACUCGGAGGAGGAAGAGGAAGUGACAUCACCGCAGAAGAGAGAAACUGACGAGGACUGAAACCGCAAGAUAUUUAUUCUCAUCCUUUUGGUUGUAUUUAUGAAGCUUGAUUUCAGGUCACAGACAUCAUUGGAUGUAGCUGGUGUGUGUGAAUCUGUUUUUGGUCUCUGUUUUAAAGUGUGUGUGUUUGGGGGAUUUAUGUUUCAUGUGACAUCCCACGUCCACUCUCCUCAUGACAGGCCUCAGGUACAGACUAGAACGUGCUAGUACACAAAAAUAACAGACCAAAACCUAAACAUUAACGCAAAACUACAUGUCCUUGGCCAUAUCCCAGUGUCAUUCACUGUAACAGAGGUCCUACACAGAGUAACCAAAACGAGCUCUUAAAAGUCAGUUUUAUUGGGUAUAUCCCAUAAAGCCCAACAAGAGUCAAAUUUGACCCCAAUUAAA
Messenger RNA from Carassius carassius (crucian carp), 2886 nucleotides. RefSeq names its product vezatin-like. NCBI's taxonomy places the organism in Eukaryota, Metazoa, Chordata, Actinopteri, Cypriniformes, Cyprinidae. The coding region runs from base 127 to 2496 and encodes 789 amino acids. The record is from RefSeq and is a predicted model, not a curated record. Gene Ontology annotation, biological process: cell-cell adhesion. Gene Ontology annotation, molecular function: myosin binding. Gene Ontology annotation, cellular component: plasma membrane. The transcript has 12 exons.